GCAAGAAGUGAAAAUCCACCCAGACCGAGGAUUUCUCUUAGGUUUUGCAACUGAUGCAAUCACAGCGCUAAGCAAAAUGAAGCCUGCUCCGGCUUCCAACAUUCAGUCCAGAGUCCUGUACGUGGCGGUGUCGGCCUCUAGCCAGCUGGACCCUGAAACAGACAGCCAGACGUGGCCAAGCGAGGCUUAUAAAAAGAGUGAGUGAUCGUGAUGGGCAUUCAUUCUUCACACCUACCGGUUCCCUGGCUGAGUGCAGAGAUGGCCUCGCCCAUAGCUUUCCUCGUGUGCACCUAUGGUCUUCUACCACUGCUUGCAGCAAGUCAAGGACUCCCUCCCUGUGAAUUUCCUUUCACUUUUGAAGGGAAACGGUACUUUUCAUGCACCACAGAUGGCACUAGGAAUGGGCAGCUGUGGUGUGCCACAACGAGCAACUAUGACAAUGAUGGCCAAUGGAGGACGUGUGCCAUUCAUGAGUAUGGAGGUAAUUCUGGUGGAAAACAAUGUGUGUUUCCGUUUUCGUAUCUGCACAAGACAUACUAUACCUGCACCAACAAGCUUGCGCAUAAAGGACGAUACUGGUGUGCCACAACUGGAAGUUACGAUAAGGACAACAAGUGGAGCUACUGCGCUGACACCAGGCUAAAUGCAAACCCUACAGGACCAUGCAUUUUUCCUUUCGUGUUCAAAGGCAAGAAAUACUCAUCUUGUACAGCAGACGGAAUGAACAAUGGGAAGCUCUGGUGCUCUCUCACCAAGAACUACGAUUCAGAUCCCAAAUGGGCAUAUUGCGAUCCCUCAGAUCCUCGCCCCUGUGAAUUCCCCUUCAUUUACAAACAUAAAAACUACAAUUCAUGCACCACAGAUGGAACUCUUGAUGGGCAACUGUGGUGUGCCACAACCUCAAACUAUGACAGGGACAGCAAAUGGAAAGCAUGUGCCAGUCAAGAAUAUGGUGGGAAUUCAGAGGGCAAGGCCUGUGUCUUCCCCUUCAUCUACAAGAACCAGACCUAUCAUAACUGCACUAAUGAGGAUGAACCAAAUGGGAUCUUCUGGUGUGCCACUACAAAAAACUAUGAUGAAGACAUGAGAUGGAGCUUCUGUGCUGACACGUGGAGGAGCAUUCAGGAAAAAAUAAAGCCGCUGGGAAAACACUUAAAUCCGAAUGUGCCAUGUAGCCUUCCUUUCAUCUACAAAGGCAAAUCUUACUCUCAAUGUACAAUGGAUGGAACAGUCAACCACAAGCUCUGGUGCUCUCUUACCAGCAACUAUGAUGUGGACAAAAUGUGGAGAUAUUGUGAGCCUUCAGAUUUACAAGAACAACAGCAAGAACAACAGCAAGAUUUACAAGAACAGCAAGAACAAGAACAGCAAGAACAACAAAAGCUGUCAUAAAGACUGUGGAGGCAUACACUCACCAGCAAAAUUUCCAGUGUACCAAACCUGAUUGACCAACGUUCUGAACAUGCAUAUGUGAUUCCUCAAUAUGCUAAUUCAUCAGUGGACUGUGACCAUUGUUUCUCUAGUUUUACUUUCUCUGGGCUAUGCCUCAACUAGGAAUAAGGUUUUUCUCCUACACU
Molecule: messenger RNA, 1577 nt
Organism: Hemicordylus capensis (graceful crag lizard)
Lineage: Eukaryota; Metazoa; Chordata; Lepidosauria; Squamata; Cordylidae
Product: epididymal sperm-binding protein 1-like
Exons: 12
Coding region: 211-1392 (393 amino acids)
Cellular component (GO): cell surface
Molecular function (GO): heparin binding
Source: RefSeq, a predicted model, not a curated record